Molecule: messenger RNA, 503 nt
Organism: Octopus sinensis (East Asian common octopus)
Lineage: Eukaryota; Metazoa; Mollusca; Cephalopoda; Octopoda; Octopodidae
Product: thioredoxin domain-containing protein 17
Exons: 4
Coding region: 61-432 (123 amino acids)
Cellular component (GO): cytosol
Molecular function (GO): protein-disulfide reductase [NAD(P)H] activity
Source: RefSeq, a predicted model, not a curated record
GUUAUCUACCUUUAGUCAACAGUUCUUAAUUGGUGUUGGAAUACUUCACAAGUCGUCAACAUGGCUCAGGAAAUUCUCGUGAAUGGAUAUGAUGAAUAUGUAGCAACAGCUGAUCAAAACAAAGGCAAAACAAUAUUUGCUUUAUUUACAGGAAGUAAAGACUCUAGUGGCCAAAGCUGGUGUCCCGACUGUGUCAAAGCUGAUCCUGUGAUAAAGCGAAACAUGAAGCAACUUCCAAGUGAUGCUAUUUUUAUUCACUGUAAUGUUGGUGAUCGUACAUUUUGGAAAGAUCAGAAUAAUGGCUUUAGAAAAGAUGCUAAACUACGUUUAACUGCUGUUCCAACUCUAUUAAAAUUUGGCCAUCCUAAUCAACUCAAAGAAGAACAAUGUAUGAACGAUGACCUCAUCCAAAUGCUCUUUACUGAAGAAUAAUUCAUAUUCUUUCUUCUCUAAAUACUCCAAAACUAAUUCUUUGAAGAUGAAAUAAAGUUCUUUGUACUUAA